AUGGCUGCUGCUCAAGGUUACCCUCUUUUGUGCUUGGAAAACCCUCUCCUCGACAUCCAGGCUCAAGGUGAUGAGGCUCUUCUCGAGAAGUAUGGCCUUAAGGCCAACGACGCCAUCCUCGCUGAGGAACAGCACAUGGGAAUCUACGAUGAGCUUAUCCAGCGGGAUGCUAAGCUGAUCCCUGGAGGUGCUGCCCAGAACACUGCCCGUGGUGCUCAGUACCUACUCCCCGAGAACUCAGUUCUGUACAUUGGCUGCAUUGGCAACGACAAGUUCGGCGAGACCCUCAAGCGCACCUGUGAGGAGGCUGGUGUCCACACCGAGUACCGUAUCGAUGAGACCCAGCCUACUGGCAAGUGCGGUGCUGUCAUCACUGGACACAACCGCAGCUUGUGCACUCACCUUGCCGCUGCCAACGAGUACAAGCUCGAACACUUGAAGCAGCCCCAGAUCUGGUCCCUCGUCGAGAAGGCCCAGUACUACUUUGUUGGAGGUUUCCACCUUACUGUCUGCGUUCCCGCUAUCUUGGCUCUCGCUGAAGAGGCUGCUGUCAAGAACAAGCCCUUUAUGCUCUCCCUGUCUGCUCCCUUCAUCUGUCAGUUCUUCAAGGAUCAGCUCGACAGUGUCCUGCCCUACACUGACUACACUGUCUGCAACGAGACCGAGGCUCGUGCCUAUGCUGAGGCCCACGAGUGGGGCACCGAGGAUGUGGUUGAGAUUGCCAAGAAGCUCGCCCUCCUCCCCAAGAAGAACACCCAGCGUGGCCGCACUGCCAUUGUCACCCAGGGCACUGAGCCCACUGUUGUCGCGGUCGCUUCUGUCAGCGGUGACGUUGAGGUGAAGGAGUUCAAGGUCCACGAGAUCUCCAAGGACUCCAUCAACGACACCAACGGUGCUGGUGAUGCUUUCACCGGUGGUUUCUUGGCCGGCCUCGUUUCCGGCAAGCCCCUCGAGGACUCCAUUGACAUGGGUCAGUGGUUGGCCAGCAAGAGCAUUCAGGAGCUUGGUCCUUCCUUCCCCUCCCCCAAGCAGGCUUACUCCCGCUCGUAA
Penicillium taxi is the source of this 1050-nucleotide messenger RNA. RefSeq names its product adenosine kinase. Bases 1 to 1050 code for a protein of 349 amino acids. Gene Ontology annotation, molecular function: adenosine kinase activity. The record is from RefSeq and is a predicted model, not a curated record. The transcript has 7 exons. Gene Ontology annotation, cellular component: cytosol; nucleus. Gene Ontology annotation, biological process: purine ribonucleoside salvage. Lineage: Eukaryota; Fungi; Ascomycota; Eurotiomycetes; Eurotiales; Aspergillaceae.